AGCGUGAAACAGCGCCACCUGUUGCCCGUCCCCAAUCUGUGACGUUUCAAAUCAGAAAAAGACAUUACGGUUUGGACCGCCCUCUUCUGAGCUUUCCAUCCAAUAGAAUUAUGGUUGAGGAUUUAGCCCAUUCUGAUUGGUCAGCAGGUCAGUCCUUCAUUUGAGACGGGAAGCAGAGGCACAACCAAACAGCGCACUGCUGUUGUCGGCUUAGGACAUGAAUUCUUUGGAACAGGCCGAAGACCUAAAGGCCUUUGAGAGGAGGCUAACGGAGUACAUCUCCUGUUUACAACCUGCAACAGGCAGGUGGAGAAUGAUUUUGAUAGUGGUGUCUGUUUGCACAGCCACAGGGGCUUGGAACUGGUUAAUAGACCCCGACACUCAGAAGGUUUCUUUUCUUUCAUCACUUUGGAAUCAUCCCUUCUUCACCAUCAGCUGCAUCACCCUAAUAGCGCUCUUCUUUGCUGGGAUACACAAACGAGUUGUGGCACCCUCGAUAAUUGCUGCCCGCUGCCGGACAGUUUUAGCAGAAUACAACAUGUCCUGUGAUGAUACGGGAAAACUCAUUCUCAAACCCCGACCGAACAUUCAGUGACUACCAUCUAGGUUGCUCUGUUCAGUUAGUUUUCAUCAAUUGUUGACCUCUCAUCGGUCCUUCAAGCAGCCUGAACAUCAGCGACAAGGUGCAGUGCUGAGGAGGAUAUCAUCAUGAUGAUUUAGAAUGAAGAAAUGGACAAAUGGAGGCUUUUUAAAAGUGUGGCUGUGAUGUUAUCAUUGAAGCUGCUGAUAUGCUCACCUGACCCUUGAUGUAUUUUACGAAUCGAGUCUCGAUGUGUUUAUUUCUGUUUCUAAAGUUGAGCAUGUAUUUUAUCUAAAUGUUUCUAUUUUUAAAUUUAUUUACCUAAUAAACACACGGAGUGUGAAAAUG
Messenger RNA from Xiphophorus couchianus (Monterrey platyfish), 928 nucleotides. It is a transcript of the gene cnep1r1, whose product is annotated as CTD nuclear envelope phosphatase 1 regulatory subunit 1. Bases 218 to 595 code for a protein of 125 amino acids. The record is from RefSeq and is a predicted model, not a curated record. The transcript has 6 exons. Gene Ontology annotation, cellular component: Nem1-Spo7 phosphatase complex; cytoplasm. Lineage: Eukaryota; Metazoa; Chordata; Actinopteri; Cyprinodontiformes; Poeciliidae.